Molecule: messenger RNA, 801 nt
Organism: Diaporthe amygdali
Lineage: Eukaryota; Fungi; Ascomycota; Sordariomycetes; Diaporthales; Diaporthaceae
Product: haloacid dehalogenase
Exons: 1
Coding region: 1-801 (266 amino acids)
Source: RefSeq, a predicted model, not a curated record
AUGGCCGACAUAGACAACACCAAAGAUCUCACCAAGUUCAAGGCCCUGAGCUUCGACUGCUACGGGACGCUCAUAGAAUGGGAGCCGGGCCUGAUCCAAGCCCUCCAGCCUGUCAUCAGCAAGCUGCCGCCGGACCACCCCUACGCCAAGGACCCGCAGCUCGCCCUCCUCCGCUUCGACCACUUCUCCAACGCGCUCGAGAACGACCAGCCAACGCUCAGGUACGACCUGAACCUGACCACGGCGCUGCAGCAGCUCGCCGCCGACGCCGGGCUGCCGGACGGCUCGCUGGCGCAGGCGGAGCUGGACGGCAUGGCGCACGGCCCCGGGCGGUGGCCGGCGUUCGCGGACACGAUCGAGGGCCUGGCCACGCUCAAGAGGCACUACAAGCUGAUCAUCCUGUCCAACAUCGACAACGCCAACAUCGCGGCCACGACGGCCGGGCCGCUCGCCGCCGUCCCCUUCGACGCCGUCUACACGGCCGAGGACAUCGGCAGCUACAAGCCCGCGCGCCAGAACUUCGAGUACCUGUUCCGGCGGGCGCGCGACGAGCUCGGCGUUGAUGUUGAGAAGGGUGAGCUGCUGCAUGUCGCGCGGAGCCUGCGCGUUGAUCACAGUGCUGCGAAGGCGCUUGGGUUUAGUAGCUGUUGGAUCUCGAGGGGUGGGGAGAAGAAGGAUGGGCAGGGGAUUGGGGGCGAUUAUGAGGCCAUGGUGAAGGAGGGAAAGGUCAGUUUCCAGUGGAGGUUUGACACGAUUGGGGCCUUUGCGAGGGAGGUCGCGAAGCAGUUUGGUGAUGAGUAG